This is a messenger RNA of Sardina pilchardus (European sardine), 842 nucleotides long. It is a transcript of the gene vox, whose product is annotated as ventral homeobox. Gene Ontology annotation, cellular component: nucleus. The transcript is spliced from 3 exons. The record is from RefSeq and is a predicted model, not a curated record. Bases 67 to 819 code for a protein of 250 amino acids. Lineage: Eukaryota; Metazoa; Chordata; Actinopteri; Clupeiformes; Clupeidae. Gene Ontology annotation, biological process: regulation of transcription by RNA polymerase II. Gene Ontology annotation, molecular function: DNA-binding transcription factor activity, RNA polymerase II-specific; RNA polymerase II cis-regulatory region sequence-specific DNA binding.
CACAGUUUGACCUCAAUUGGAUACAGUUCAUUGCGCAAGAGACAGACAAGCCUUACAACAGCAAAAAUGGUGAAAUACUUCUCUGUGGACUGGCUCAUCCAGAGUGACACCUCAACCAACCAGGAAUCCAAGGACAUCUCUUCUGCUCAUUUCCGACCGCACGUCCCUUGUGUGGUGCAGCCACGCCAGCCAUCGUCGUUUGACAAAUCUUACCUUCAACCAAAGCCAAAAGUAAAGAAAAGUCUGGAUUUCAACGAGAAACACACGGAACUGGAGCCGAUCGUGACUCCAGCUUGUGGCCCAGCAGUCUGCUCCUCACCAAUUUCAGAAAUCAGUGGCUAUUCGUCUGGCUACGAAAGCGAAGCGGCCUCCUCUGAAUGCCCUUCCGUGGAUGGUGGGUUUGAAGCGGAGGGAGAAAGUGCUCAGCGCCGCGUCCGAACCAAGUUCACUCCAGAACAAAUCCAGAAACUUGAGAAAAUCUUCAGCAAACACAAAUAUCUGGAUGCUGGGGAGAGAGCCAAAACUGCCCUGAAGCUAAACCUCUCUGAAACUCAGGUGAGAACGUGGUUCCAGAACCGGAGAAUGAAGGUGAAACGUGAGGUCCAGGAUUUGCGCGCCGAGUACUUGAACCCAGCAAUGCCCACCAUGAUGUACCCGGCAGUUCCGUCCGUUCAGUACCACAGCUUCGGAGGACAGCAGAUCCCCUUUCCCCCCGCAGCCAACAUGCUCUAUUCGCCCAUGGGUCAACAAUUACCGGUCCAGCAGUUGAUCGCGCAUCAGACUGUCCACCCAGCGAUGUCUGCAGCUUAUUACUACUAAUUGGCUAUAUAAAAAAGGACACU